Messenger RNA from Tilletiaria anomala UBC 951, 2808 nucleotides. RefSeq names its product putative aconitase. Gene Ontology annotation, cellular component: cytosol; mitochondrion. Bases 257 to 2665 code for a protein of 802 amino acids. Gene Ontology annotation, biological process: tricarboxylic acid cycle. Lineage: Eukaryota; Fungi; Basidiomycota; Exobasidiomycetes; Georgefischeriales; Tilletiariaceae. Gene Ontology annotation, molecular function: aconitate hydratase activity; 4 iron, 4 sulfur cluster binding. The record is from RefSeq and is a predicted model, not a curated record. The transcript has 4 exons.
GCCUUCGUUGCUCUUCUUGCUUUGUCCAAGCAGAGUAAACCAUUCCAACCUCGACAUCGUCGUCAUCGGGUUAUCUUGACUGUCUGCAAACCCAGCUGGCGCUUUGCAUAAGAAGCGCUGCGCCUAGUCUGUAUUUGCUUUCCCUUCCUGCUUGCCGCUUGUUGCCAAGAUUAUUGAGGCGAAGGGCUGCAGGUGAUCCACACCUCAACAUCAACGAGGUUCUAAAGAGAAGCAAGGCAUCAUGCUGUCAACCAGGAUGCUGCGCAACGCAGCUUUGCGUUCCGGCUUGCGUGCCGGCACCAGCACCAGCAGUAGCGCCGCCGUCACUGCGCGACGCGGCUACGCGACGGUCGCAGAGGACGUGUCGGACAUCGACCAGUCUGUGCUGUCCAGGAAAGUCGACAUGAGCAUCGUCGAGAAGGGCAAGGGCUUCUACAUCAACUACAAGCGCAUCGAGGACAACCUCAAGGUUGUUAGGCAACGGCUUAACCGUCCUCUGACCAUGUCCGAGAAGAUUGUCUACGGCCACUUGGACAACCCCCAAGAGCAGAUUAUCGAGCGCGGCAGUUCCUACCUCAAGCUUCGCCCUGACCGCGUUGCUUGCCAGGAUGCGACUGCGCAGAUGGCGCUGCUGCAGUUCAUGUCUGCCGGCCUGCCGACUGUCGCAGUCCCUACCACUGUCCACUGCGACCACUUGAUCGAGGCUCAGGUUGGCGGUGUUAAGGACUUGGCUCGCGCCAUCAAUAUCAACAAGGAAGUCUACGACUUCCUCGCCACCUGCACUGCUAAGUACGGCAUUGGCUUCUGGAAGCCGGGCUCGGGUAUCAUCCACCAGAUCUUGCUCGAGAACUACGCUUUCCCCGGUGGUCUGAUGAUCGGCACCGACUCGCACACCCCCAACGCCGGCGGUCUCAACAUGAUUGCAUGCGGUGUCGGUGGUGCCGACGCGGUUGACGUUAUGGCUAACAUUCCUUGGGAGCUCAAGUGCCCGAAGGUCAUCGGUGUCGAGCUUAAGGGUCAACUAUCUGGCUGGACCGCACCCAAGGACGUCAUCCUCAAGGUCGCCGGUGAGCUCACUGUCAAGGGUGGCACUGGUGCCAUCAUCGAGUACAAGGGUCCCGGUGUCAACUCGCUCUCCGCCACCGGCAUGGGCACAAUCUGUAACAUGGGUGCCGAGAUUGGUGCUACCACCUCUGUCUUCCCAUACAACGAGCGCAUGGAGGCCUACCUCAAGGCCACCAACCGGUCAGAGAUCGCCGAGCUUGCCAAGGGCUUCCAGAAGAACCUUCUCCCGGACAAGGAUGCAGAAUACGACAACCACAUCGAGAUCAACCUUUCUGAGCUCGAACCCCACAUCAACGGCCCCUUCACGCCGGACCUGGCCACGCCGCUCUCCAGGUUUGCCGAGGAGGUCAAGAAGAACAACUGGCCCUCGGAGCUCAAGGUUGCGCUGAUCGGUUCGUGCACCAACUCUUCGUACGAGGACAUGAGCCGAUCCGCCAGCAUCGCGCAGGAGGCCGCCGACCAUGGGCUAAAGGUCAAGUCGCAGUUCACCGUCACCCCCGGUUCGGAGCAGAUCCGCGCGACGAUUGCCCGCGAUGGACAGAUGAAAGUGCUGGAGGACGCCGGCGGCAUGGUCCUUGCAAACGCCUGCGGACCCUGCAUUGGUCAGUGGGACCGCCAGGACGUCAAGAAGGGAGAGAAGAACUCGAUCAUCACUUCGUACAACCGCAACUUCACCGGUCGUAACGACGCCAACCCGGCGACCCACGCUUUCGUCGCAUCCCCGGACCUGGUCACUGCCAUGGCGUUCGCCGGCGACCUGACCUUCAACCCGACGAAGGACACGCUCAAAGGUGCUGACGGUAAGGAGUUCAAGUUCUCCAACCCAUCGGGCAAGGAGCUUCCCCCUCGCGGCUACGACCCUGGCCAGGACACGUUCCAGGCUCCCCCUGAGGACCGCGCCUCGGUACAGGUCAAGAUCAACCCCGAGUCGGACCGCCUGCAGUUCCUCGCACCCUUCAAGCCAUGGGAUGGGAAGGACCCUAAGGGCUUGCCCGUGCUGAUCAAGGCCAAGGGCAAGUGCACUACCGACCACAUCUCGGCCGGUGGCCCCUGGCUCAAGUACAGAGGUCACCUUCAGAACAUCUCGAACAACUGCUACAUUGGCGCCAUCAACGCAGAGAACGGCAAGGCAAACGAGGUGUUCAACCAGCUGACCGGCAAGUGGGAUUCUGUCCCGGGUACCGCGCAGGCCUACCGUGACUCCGGCAAGGGCUGGGUCGUCAUUGGCGACUCGAACCUCGGCGAAGGCUCUUCCCGUGAGCACGCAGCGCUCGAGCCGCGCUACCUUGGCGGCACGGCGAUCAUCGUGCGCUCGUUUGCGCGUAUCCACGAGACCAACCUGAAGAAGCAAGGCAUGCUUGCGCUCACGUUCAAGAAUGAGGCCGACUACGACAAGCUGCGCCACGACGACGUCGUCGACCUGGAAGGCGUGACCAAGUUCGCGCCGGGCUCGGAGAUCACGCUGGUCGCGCAGCACAAGGACGGCUCAGAGGACCGCAUCCCGCUGACGCACUCGUACAACGAGGGCCAGAUCGAGUGGUUCAAGGCGGGCAGCGCGCUCAACCUGAUGGCGCAGAAGGCUAAGGCCAGGUCUGCCUGAGGGAGCGGCGAGCAGCGCACUUGCUCCCUCCAUUCCCCCAUACCGCCCCUUCCUCGACCCUGCUAACCGACUAUCUGUCCACUUCACGUGUAUUCCAUGUAAAAAGCAAGGAGACUUCACUCACAACAAGAUGUGUGCAUACA